Eriocheir sinensis (Chinese mitten crab) is the source of this 2731-nucleotide messenger RNA. RefSeq lists its product as uncharacterized. The coding region runs from base 317 to 871 and encodes 184 amino acids. The record is from RefSeq and is a predicted model, not a curated record. The transcript has 4 exons. NCBI's taxonomy places the organism in Eukaryota, Metazoa, Arthropoda, Malacostraca, Decapoda, Varunidae.
CCUAGUUGUGACAUACAGGAAAAGAGCUACACUCGUGCUGUCCCGUCUAGAGUUUUUUGGAAAAGAUGUGGUGUGCAAGAAAUAGGGAAUUGGAAGAUCUGUAAUGGAUACUGCUUGUUUUGUUUUUAUUUUUACAGGGUGUGCCGAUAUGAAGGCCUGACUCUCCAAUGGGUCACCUGUACAGCAAGAGCAAGAGCCAGUUAAUGGCAGUUAUUGAUUCCUUUUUUAGUUUGUGCCGCGCGUCCUCCCGCACCUUCAAGGAAGGCUCAUCAAAAGGUGCCAGCAACCCUGCCCAAGUAAUCCCGGUGACGGCGGCAUGAAGUCCCACUUCGCGUGUGUGCCGCUGACGACGGCGUGUCGGGAGGGGCUGAAGGCGGUGCAAACGCUCGCCGACGACGCCAAGAAACUCAACCUCCGGCCCAGCGGGCUCGACGACAUCAACUUCACCUUAAGCGUCUUCAGGCUCAGUGACGAGAGAAGAGCGAAGCACGAAUCUGAAGAGCAGCUCGUCGAAUCCGUCAAUGAGGUUCUCAAGGACUUCUUAAGCAAGAGGCCACGCAUUGAGCUGACUUUCGAGGGUCUUGGCUCAUUCGGCUCCCAGAUUUUCUUCAUCAACGUCACCAACCACGAGGAAGUUGCGGCCCUGCGGCAGGACAUGAACACGGUGCUGAAGCAGGAGGGCCUCGUCCUCGCCGACAACAGGUUCACCCCUCACGUGACCCUCUACCGGAAGCGGGACAACAAGCGCGGCGCGGGUUAUAGCGGCGGCGGUGGCGUGACCGUCAGCGACAUGGUGCAGCGGCAAGGCUUGCCGCAUGUCGAAGCCUCGCCCGUAGAGCAGAUCAUUCUUAAAAGACUUUUGGGUUGUUAAAGGGUAAAGCUACGACCACUUGAUGACACCAUGGAGGUAGGAUUAAGAGGCGGCGGCGCGCGGUGGAAAAAUGUAAAGUCAAGUCCGCCAUCUUGGGGUUGUCAAGAAGCAGGUGUAUGCUGCAUCCAGCCUCACCUAGGCUUUGCUUGACAUGACUACACCCUACCUAAAGCUCUCUGUACAUGUGUAGUCACUCGUCGAAAUCAGUGGGUUGUACGCGGGCUGCUCACGAUGCCUGUCCUGUGCUGCAUACGGCUGGAGCGCGAGGUUUGGUAAGGAAAAAUACCCUACACUUACAUUGCACACGUAAGUAAUAUUGGAAGUAAUCUAAAACAAAACUGAGAUAAAGAUAAACUACGCAGUAACUGAUAAAUGGAGUAAGAUUUCAUUAUUAAACUACAGACCAGCCUACCGAGUGUCGUGUAAAAGCUAAUUCGGUCUAUGGAAUGAAAUACUCUCAAAAGUAAUUGUCAUAGCAAUUGUGAAUAUCGAUAAAAAUAAACUUCUAUCGUCAAUAUAGGUAUUAUUUAACACUAAUUAUUUUAGUGGCCAAUAAAUACAAACCAAAUUUCCAUUUUCUCUUAUUGAAUUUAAGAUGGAUUGUAUAAUAGUGUACUUAUAUUGUGUACUUUACAAUUAACUAAUGAAUCAAGUAUUAUUAGUUGUACAAUAAAUGUUUAUUAUCCACAAAAGAUAUAAAAUCUGGGUUUAGUUUACUUCGAAAUUGUUCAUUAAAACAUGUAUAUUUGUAUUUCUAAUAUGUAGUUCAUCGCACUAAAAAUACUUAUUUUCUUGCAUCAGUACUCGUUUUCAUCAUUAAAUAUUAAUUUGACAAAUACUCGAAAUAAUGAAAAAAUGUGUUAGUCUAAAAGCAAAAAAUGGUUCUAGUACUUUAACAGAUAGCGAAACAAUUGAUAACAACAUUUAAUAAAGCUACUGAUACUAAGAGUUGGCGCGGCCGUCCUGCCAAUCCUGGGCGUUGGCCAGCGCGGGACAAACUGGCUUCACUUUCCUGGGAAUAUCUCACCCAGCGCGCGCCGCCUCCUCUUUAUCCUACCUCCAUGGACGACACACACGAGUGCGCCUGUACACAGACUCUGUCUCUCGGUAGCUCCCCAUAGACUGGUGUUACGCAAGGUAAAUAUAGUCUACCGACAGGUAAAAUCAUCCCCUCUCCCUCGCGCAGGCAAGGUACCAAACUCUGCCCAUACCCGUGACGUCAAAGAAUGGUAUAGGUAAACUCCGCCCAUACCCGUGACGUCAGAGUGGUAUAGGUCUGGGUCUUGGACGUGGGUGAGCCUCUUCAUUCAACGGAGCUCCCCGUUGUCUUAAUUUAUUUAUGUGUCGAGUAGGUUAUUUAUUCUUUUCAUUGUCUACAGAAUUGGUAUAAAAUUUUUUUUGCCUCUUGUCACAUGCUGUAUGUGCUGUAUGUGUGUAGAGAAGUUCCCCAUGCACGUCCUGCAAGCCACUUCACGUCACGGGGUCAAGUCUGAGACAGCCGCUGUUAGCUCUGCAACCUCUCCUCCUACCCCCGCUCUGACGUCACCCCCCCCCCCCCCCACUCAGAAGCGCUGAUUUAGAGUCAGCGUUUGACGUCCUCGUUAUUGAACUUUUCUUGUAAUUGUCCAAAGGGAAAUGACCAGCAGGCUUUUUUGUUUUCAUUUAUUUUUCCCCUUGAACUGAUUCCUCUACUUUAGAAACAAAAAAAAAAGGGGGGAAACCAAACGCAACAACACACCGUCUCUCGCCCGCUGAUUGGACAACGAUUUUAUUUUUUUGGGGGGGGCGAGUAUCGUUGAUUUUUUCUUAUUAGUUUUGGGACUGAUUCUGUGAUAAAACAAUAAAAUGGUAAACACUGUA